This is a messenger RNA of Molossus molossus (Pallas's mastiff bat), 5079 nucleotides long. RefSeq lists its product as uncharacterized. Gene Ontology annotation, biological process: proteolysis; virion assembly; DNA integration. NCBI's taxonomy places the organism in Eukaryota, Metazoa, Chordata, Mammalia, Chiroptera, Molossidae. Gene Ontology annotation, molecular function: zinc ion binding; aspartic-type endopeptidase activity; nucleic acid binding. The record is from RefSeq and is a predicted model, not a curated record.
AUGGGACAGAAAUCAUCCACUCCGCUGUCUUUGACGCUGUCACACUGGUCAGACAUAACUACCCGUGCUCACAACUUAUCUCUUAUAGUUAAGAAACGUAAAUGGCAGACUUUCUGUGAAUCCGAAUGGCCAGCCUUAGGUGUCGGCUGGCCCCCGGCCGGAACCUUCCACAAAGAUACCAUCCAAGCCGUCAAGGCAGUCGUCUUUAGUCCUGGACCUGGGGGCCAUCCAGAUCAACAACCUUAAUGGGAAGAUUUAGCUGAUGACCCUCUCCCCUGGGUUAAGCCCUUCCUCCCUCCAGGCACCUCUUUCCUCCCCCUCUCCCUCUCUGCCCUUCCUGCCCCUCCUAAAUCUGCCACACCUAUGCUCCCACUCAAAUCUCAGGAGUCGGCAGCUCCCCUUCUCCCUCUUCCCUCCUCUGUUCUUCCCGAAUCCCAAUCUGAUCUUAUUUCCUUCGACUCCGGUCUGCCGCCCCCCUACCCCAGAGAUGUUCCUGCCGGUACUGCUGAAGCAGGGAGCCCUCCUCCCCCAUUACAGGGUCCAGCGCAUGGUACUCAAAGUCGGAGGGCCCCAACUCCCGAUGACGUGGCCAUUACUCUGCCCCUCCGCCCUUUCGGUCCCCCGGUCCCGGACGGGCAAGGGGGGGACAUGUCGGCACUUCAAUAUUGGCCUUUCUCCUCCUCUGAUCUCUGUAACUGGAAGAAUAAUAACCCACCUUUCUCUGAAGAUCCCGUCAGACUUACUGAUCUCCUUGAGUCCCUUAUGUUUUCCCACCAGCCUACUUGGGAUGACUGUCAGCAACUCCUCGGAGUCCUCUUCACUUCCGAAGAGAGGGACCGAAUCCUUCUGGAACCCAGGAAAUUAGUUCCUGGACCAGAUGGACGUCCCACCCAGCUCCCAAACCUCAUAGAUGAGACCUUUCCGCUGAGACGACCCAAUUGGGACCCAAAUGCUCCAGAAGGUAGGCAGCGACUCAUACUCUAUCGCCGCCAGACUCUGAUGAGAGGUCUCUGGGCGGCAGCAAGGCGCCCCACCAAUUUGGCUAAGGUAAGAGAAAUAAUACAAGGGCCAGAGGAAUCCCCAUCUAGAUUUCUAGAAAGACUAACGGAAGCCUACAGGAGAUAUACCCCUUUCGAUCCUGAAUCCGAGUAACAGAGAGGGGCAUUAGCUAUGGCUUUCAUAGGACAAUCAGCUACUGACAUUCGUAGAAAACUUCAGAGAAUGGAUGGAUUACAAGAUAUGGCCCUAAGGGAUUUAGUCAGGGAAGCUGAUAAGGUCUUUUACAAAAGAGAGACAGCAGAAGAGAGGGAGCAGAGACUAGAGAGGGAAAAGGAAGAAUCAGGAAAUAGGAGAGAUAAACGAAAAAAUAAGGAACUAACAAAAAUUCUAGCCACCGUAGUUGAGAAACAGGAUAGGAAAGAAAAGAAUGGUACCUCGGGCCCACGCCAGAAGCCAAAACUAGGACCCAACCAGUGUGCCUAUUGCAAAGAGGAAGGACAUUGGAUAAAGGAUUGCCCUAAGAAAAAGAAAAAGAUAGAAAAGGUUCUUGCCCUAGAAGACUAGAGACGUCGGGGUUCGGAUCCCCUCCCCGAACUCAGGGUAACCUUUAAUGUGGAGGGGACCCCAAUUAACUUUGAAGUCGACACUGGGGCAGUUUAUUCUGCCCUACAGAGCCCACUAGGCCCCCUCUCCAACAGAAAAUCCUUAGUACAAGGGGCAAAUGGAAGCCAACAUAGAUCUUGGAAAACCAAGAGAACAAUGGACCUCGGGAGGGGACGGGUACAGCACUCCUUUCUGGUCAUACCCGAAUGUCCUGCCCCACUCCUGGGGAGAGAUUUGCUUACUAAACUAGGAGCAAGCAUUGACUUUAAACCUCAGGGACCAGAAAUCAGGUUCAGUAAUCCACUCGUCAGUCAGCCUGUUGUGACUAUGCUGACCCUGUCUACAGAAGAUGAAUAUCAGCUAUAUGAAACCUCCAGGCCUAUACCCCGCCAACCAGGGAACAGAUGGCUCCAAGACUACCCUGAGGCAUGGGCAGAAACGGCUGGACCAGGCCUUGCCACACAGCAGCCUCCGAUAAUAGUGAGCCUGAAGCCAUCUGCCACCCCUAUCAGAGUCAAACAAUACUACAUGAGCAAAGAGGCACGGGAAUGUAUUAGACCCCAUAUCCGGAGGCUACUAAAAGAAGGGAUCCUGAGGCCUUGCCAGUCAGAAUGGAACACCCCCUUGCUGCCCGUUAAGAAACCAGGUACAGGGGACUACAGGCCAGUCCAGGAUCUUAGGGAAAUUAACAGUCGUGUAAUAGAUACCCAUCCAACGGUUCCAAAUCCCUACAACCUCCUCAGUACCCUCAGUCCAGACCAGAAAUGGUACACUGUAUUAGACUUGAAGGACACUUUCUUUUGCUUGCGUUUACAUGAAGGCAGCCAACCCCUGUUUGCUUUUGAAUGGACAGAUCCAGAAAAUGGCCUCAAUGGACAACUCACCUGGGCAAGGCUACCCCAGGGCUUCAAAAACUCUCCUACCAUUUUUGACGAAGCCCUGCAUCAGGACCUGAGUGAGUUCCGGAUCUCCACCCCAGAGGUAACCCUAUUACAAUAUGUAAAUGACCUAUUGCUGGCAGCCGCGACCUCAGAACAAUGUGAACGAGGCACUGAGAAAUUACUCGCUACGCUAGCCAAACAGGGAUACCGGGCAUCUGCUAAGAAAGCCCAGGUCUGUCGGUCUGAAGUCACCUUCCUGGGGUACUCUCUCCAAGACGGUAAGAGAUGGCUGACUGAGGCUAGAAAGAGGACUGUGACCCAAGUCCCACCCCCGGAGGACAGAAAAGGGCUUAGGGAAUUCCUAGGAACAGCAGGGUUCUGCAGGCUAUGGAUACGAUUUGCUGCCUUAGCCGCUCUCUUGUAUCCCCUACUGAAGGAGGGGACCGAAUUCACAUGGGGGAAAGAACAACAGGAGACAUUCGAUCAGAUUAAGAGGGCAUUGCUAUCGGCCCUGGCCCUAGAACUCCCUAACAUAGAGAAACCAUUCACGCUCUAUGUAGAUGAAAAGGGAGGAAUAGCUAAAGGGGUACUAACACAGCCCCUAGGGCCCUGGAAGCAACCGGUAGCCUACCUCUCUAAGAGGCUAGAUGUCGUUGCUAAGGGCUGGCCAGGAUGUCUGCGAGCAAUCGCGGCCGUAGCCCUCCUGGUCAAAGAUGCUGAUAAACUAACUCUAGGUCAAAAGCUGACCAUCACUGCACCCCAUGCUCUAGAGAGCAUCAUCAGGCAGCCACCAGAUCGCUGGCUCACGAAUGCUCGAAUCACUCACUACCAGAGCCUCCUACUAGAUAAGGACCGAAUCACCUUCGGUACCCCAGCUGUUUUAAACCCAGCCACCCUGCUACCCGGGGAAAAUGAAGAGACUGUUUAUCACCAAUGUAGGGACAUCCUCGCCGAGGAGACUGGGAUCCAAAAGGAUCUGCGGGACAUACCGUUACCGCACUCCGAUCUGAUCUGGUACACUGAUGGGAGCAGUUUCCUCUUAGAUGGGGAACGAAGGGCUGGAGCUGCAGUAGUAGACAAAGAAAAAGUAAUCUGGUCAGGAAGACUGGCCUCAGGGACUUCGGCCCAGAAAGCAGAAUUAAUAGCCCUAACGAAGGCCUUAGAAUUAGCAGAAGGUAAGCGAGCUACCGUUUACACGGAUAGUAGAUAUGCAUUCGCUACCGCACACAUACACAGAGUGAUUUACCAAGAAAGAGGGCUCCUCACAUCAGCCGGUAAAGACAUAAAACAUAAACCAGAAAUACUGGCCCUCUUAGAGGCUGUCAUGCUCCCACACGAGCUGGCCAUCGUCCAUUGCCCUGGACAUUAGAAGGGACAGGACCCUGUAGCGGAAGGGAACAGGAGGGCAGAUGAAGAGGCACGAGCAGCAGCCCUGCGGACGGCCGUCAACAUCCUGACAACGGGGGAAACACAAUCCCCCACCCUGGCCAGACUAAAAGAGCCUGAGGAUCCACGGACCUUCCUCCAGACUGCCCAUCGCCUUACCCACCUUGGGAUUAAUAAGCUGGUACAGCUGUUACAGGACAACGACCUUAACGAGCUCAGAAAGAGAAAGAUAGCCGAAGAGGUAUUCAAGGCCUGCAAGGCCUGCCAAAUGGUAAACGCCCACCCAACCAAGAAAAUAGAAGGAAUCAGGCCAGGUCAGUACUGGGAGAUAGACUUCACCGAAAUAAGACCCACUAAAUAUGGACUAAGAUAUCUCUUAGUUUUUAUAGACACCUUUUCUGGAUGGAUAGAAGCUUUCCCUACCAAGCAUGAGACUGCAGCAAUAGUCAUCAAGAAGAUAAUAGAAGAAAUCUUCCCCCGAUUUGGCCUCCCUAAGGUAAUAGGGUCUGAUAAUGGACCGGCGUUUGUGGCCCAGGGAAGUCAGGGGAUAGCCAAGAUACUGGGGAUAAAAUGGAAAUUACACUGUGCAUACCGACCCCAGAGCUCAGGGCAAGUAGAAAGGAUGAAUAGAACAAUCAAAGAGACCUUAACUAAAUUAGUAAUGGAGACUGGCCAUAGAGAUUGGGUAAUGCUCCUACCAUAUGCCCUCUUUCGGGCUCGUAACUCCCCCUCUGCAAAAAACAACUUGACCCCCUUUGAAAUACUGUUUGGAACUCCUCCGCCCAUUCGUGACUUGUACCCCUCUGACAUAAAUGUUCCGAAUACCCCCUUAUCUAUUAGAUUGCAGGCCCUGGCCAGAGUACAGCACUGCCUAUGGAAGCAGCUAUCUGACCUUUACCAACCGGAGGGAGACGGGACCCCACAUCAUUACCAGCCAGGGGAUUUCGUAUACAUCCGGAGGCACCAACACCGGACCCUCGAACUUCGCUGGAAGGGGCCCUACCAGAUCCUCCUUACUACACCCAGGGCAGUAAAGGUUGAUGGCAUCACUGCUUGGAUUCAUGCCUCUCACCUUAAGCCUGCUCCUCCUCCUGAUGACCAAUAGACCCUGGAAAAAACAGGCAACCCCCUCAAACUGCGUGUACGCCGCCGCAGUGCCCAGCCCUCACCAGCCGACUCUACAAACCUGGCAGGUGAUAUCGGGGACUAG